Molecule: messenger RNA, 7512 nt
Organism: Bombina bombina (fire-bellied toad)
Lineage: Eukaryota; Metazoa; Chordata; Amphibia; Anura; Bombinatoridae
Gene: MAP4K4
Product: mitogen-activated protein kinase kinase kinase kinase 4
Exons: 33
Coding region: 384-4550 (1388 amino acids)
Biological process (GO): protein phosphorylation
Molecular function (GO): protein kinase activity; ATP binding
Source: RefSeq, a predicted model, not a curated record
UCAAGAGCUCAGUUGGCUGUGGAUUUUUUCUCCCCACCCCCUCUGUCUCUUUGCAUGUCUGUGUAUCCGAGGGGAGGAAGAAAGGAAAUAGCUUCGUCCGUUGCACCGGGAGCUGCCACCUCAACAUGGUGUAAAUCCCCUCCCUGUAGCCAGGGGACAAGAGAGAGAAAGGGGGGAACUACAAUAAAACAAAUAAGAAAGGGGAAAGGAAGAUCAGCUGCACCCCAGCACAGACACCUCCCUCCCUAUUGCGCCCAAUGAGGAGUUUGAGCCCUGCAAGGAGAACGUGAAGGAGGAGAGGGGGCUGCUGUGUCUGGAUCCAAGGCGGAUAAGGGAGGGGGGGCGAGGAUCUGCCAGGCCACUAGGACAAAAAGGGAGCGACCAUGGCUAACGACUCGCCUGCUAAAAGUCUGGUAGAUAUAGACCUCUCCUCACUGAGGGACCCAGCUGGGAUUUUUGAACUGGUGGAAGUGGUUGGCAAUGGUACCUAUGGACAAGUAUAUAAGGGGCGACAUGUCAAAACAGGCCAGCUUGCAGCUAUUAAAGUUAUGGAUGUCACAGAGGAUGAAGAAGAAGAAAUUAAACUGGAAAUUAAUAUGUUGAAGAAAUAUUCUCACCACAGAAAUAUUGCUACAUAUUAUGGUGCUUUUAUAAAGAAGAGCCCUCCUGGACAUGAUGAUCAGCUUUGGCUUGUGAUGGAGUUUUGUGGUGCAGGCUCCAUCACUGAUCUGGUGAAGAACACAAAGGGCAAUACACUAAAGGAAGACUGGAUUGCUUACAUCUCCCGAGAGAUACUAAGGGGCUUGGCACACCUUCAUGCUCACCAUGUAAUUCACCGUGAUAUUAAAGGACAGAACGUGCUGCUAACGGAGAAUGCUGAAGUGAAACUCGUGGAUUUUGGGGUCAGUGCACAGUUAGACAGAACAGUGGGCCGGAGGAAUACAUUUAUUGGUACGCCAUAUUGGAUGGCUCCAGAAGUCAUAGCCUGUGAUGAGAACCCUGAUGCAACAUAUGAUUACAGAAGUGACCUUUGGUCGUGUGGUAUUACAGCUAUUGAGAUGGCAGAAGGUGCUCCCCCUCUUUGCGAUAUGCAUCCAAUGAGAGCCCUGUUUCUUAUUCCAAGAAACCCACCACCAAGGUUAAAGUCUAAAAAAUGGUCAAAGAAGUUCUUUAGUUUUAUAGAAGGCUGCCUUGUGAAAAAUUACAUGCAACGUCCUCCAACAGAUCAGCUCCUAAAACACCCCUUUAUAAGAGAUCAACCCAACGAGCGGCAAGUGAGAAUCCAACUCAAGGAUCACAUAGACAGGACCAGGAAGAAGAGAGGAGAAAAAGAUGAGACUGAAUACGAAUACAGUGGGAGUGAAGAGGAAGAAGAGGAAGUGCCUGAACAGGAAGGAGAGCCAAGCUCCAUCGUUAAUGUGCCUGGGGAAUCUACACUUAGACGUGAUUUCCUGAGACUCCAACAGGAGAACAAGGAACGCUCUGAGGCCCUACGGAGGCAACAGCUGCUGCAGGAGCAACAACUCAGAGAGCAGGAGGAGUAUAAGAGACAGCUCCUGGCAGAGAGACAGAAGCGCAUAGAGCAGCAGAAAGAGCAGAGGAGGAGACUUGAAGAGCAACAAAGGAGAGAGCGGGAAGCCAGGAGGCAGCAGGAGAGGGAGCAGAGGAGGAGGGAACAAGAGGAGAAGAAACGAAUGGAGGAGAUGGAAAGACGCCGUAAAGAAGAAGAAGAGCGAAGAAGAGCCGAAGAAGAGAAAAGAAGAGUGGAGCGAGAGCAGGAAUAUAUCCGAAGACAGCUUGAGGAGGAGCAGCGGCACUUAGAAAUCCUACAGCAACAGCUACUUCAGGAACAGGCCAUGUUACUGGAGUACCGGUGGCGAGAGAUGGAAGAGCAUCGACAAGCAGAGAGACUACAGAGGCAACUGCAGCAAGAACAGGCGUAUCUCAUGUCCCUACAGCACGAUCACAGGCAGCAGCAGCCCCCACAGCAAAUUCCACAACAACCACAGCCCCAGCAACCACCACUUCCCCAGCAAGAAAGGAACAAGCAAAGUUACCAUACCCAGGAGCCCAAACCCCACUUUGAACAAGCUGAAAGAGUACGCGAGGCUGAAGAGCGACUUAGGAAAGCAAUCCAAGGUUCCCCUGAAGCGCAGACAAAGCAGACAGGGCGAGUGUUGGAGCCACCAGUGCCUUCACGAUCGGAGUCAUUUUCCAAUGGAAAUUCUGAGCCAACCCAGCCUGCCAUGCAUAGGCCUGUGGAACCUCAGGUACAAUGGUCUCAUCUGGCAUCCCUCAAGAACAAUGUUUCCCCUGUCUCGCGAUCCCAUUCCUUCAGUGACCCUUCUCCCAAAUUUGCACCUCACCAUCUACGAUCUCAGGACCCACACCCACCUUCACGCAGUGAGGUGCUAAGUCAGAGCUCUGACCCUAAGUCUGAGAACCCUGAGCCCACCCAAAGGGUGUGGGCUAGAUCAGACAGUGAAGAGGUGCCUCCAAGGGUGCCUGUAAGGACCACAUCAAGAUCUCCAGUUCUGUCACGGCGAGACUCCCCGCUGCAGGGCAGUGGGCAGCAGAAUAACCAAGCUGGACAGAGGAACUCCACAAGCAAUAUUGAGCCUAGACUACUUUGGGAGCGGGUAGAGAAACUUGUGCCAAGACCUGGCAGUGGCAGCUCUUCAGGAUCAAGUAACUCUGGUUCUCAAGCAGGAUCUCAUCCGGGAUCUCAGAGCGGAUCUGGCGAACGCUUCCGAAUGAGAUCCUCAUCAAAAUCUGAAGGCUCACCAUCUCAACGGCAGGAUAACACCUCCAAAAAGCCAGAUGAAAAGAGGGAAGCCCAGAGGCCUAACAAACCAGUGGGAGAAGUGGACCUAACUGCAUUGGCAAAGGAGCUUCGUGCUGUGGAUGAUGUGCGGCCUCUGCAUAAAGUUACAGACUACUCCUCGUCCAGUGAGGAGUCUGGCACUACAGAUGAAGAGGAUGAUGACAUGGAACAAGAAGGAGCAGAUGAAUCAACAUCAGGUCCGGAGGAUGUCAGAGCGAUGUCAUCUUUGAACUUGAGCAAUGGGGAAACAGAGUCAGUGAAGACUAUGAUUGUACACGAUGAUGUUGAGAGUGAACCUGCCAUGACUCCUUCCAAAGAAGGCACUUUAAUCGUCCGACAGAGUACAGUUGACAAAAAGCGUGCCAACCAACUUGAGAGCAAUGGCUUUGCCGGUCGCAUUCAUCUCUUGCCAGAUCUCUUACAGCAAAGCCAUUCCUCAUCCACCACUUCUUCCCCAUCCUCAAGUCAACCGACUCCCACCAUGUCCCCACAGACACCCCAGGACAAGCUAACUGCUAAUGAGACUCAGUCCGCUGGUAACACACUACAAAAACACAAAUCUUCCUCCUCGUUCACACCUUUCAUAGAUCCACGGUUGCUGCAAAUUUCACCAUCUAGUGGUACAACUGUUACUUCAGUGGUGGGAUUUUCCAGUGAAGCGCUGAGGCCGGAUGCAAUGAGGCAAGAUCCUACAAGAAAAGGAUCAGUUGUUAAUGUUAAUCCCACAAACACACGGCCACAGAGCGACACACCGGAAAUUCGCAAAUACAAGAAGAGAUUUAAUUCAGAGAUUUUAUGUGCUGCAUUAUGGGGUGUAAAUUUGUUAGUUGGAACUGAAAGUGGAUUAAUGUUGUUGGACAGAAGUGGCCAGGGCAAAGUAUAUCCUCUGAUCAACAGAAGGCGAUUUCAGCAGAUGGAUGUCCUUGAAGGUCUAAAUGUGCUGGUCACAAUAUCAGGAAAGAAGAACAAAUUGCGUGUUUAUUACUUGUCCUGGUUAAGAAAUAAAAUAUUGCGCAAUGACCCUGAAGUUGAGAAGAAACAAGGAUGGACAACUGUUGGUGAUCUGGAAGGCUGUGUGCACUAUAAAGUUGUAAAAUAUGAGCGCAUCAAGUUUUUGGUAAUUGCUUUAAAGAGUUCAGUGGAGGUCUAUGCCUGGGCACCAAAACCAUACCACAAAUUCAUGGCCUUUAAGUCUUUUGGAGACUUGAUUCAUAGGCCGUUGCUGGUAGACCUUACUGUAGAAGAAGGCCAGAGAUUAAAAGUGAUUUAUGGGUCUUGUGCCGGAUUUCACGCAGUUGAUGUCGACUCUGGAUCAGUCUACGAUAUAUAUCUACCAACACAUAUUCAAAGCAGCAUCCAACCACAUGCAAUUAUUAUUCUCCCAAAUACAGAUGGCAUGGAACUGCUAGUGUGCUAUGAAGAUGAAGGAGUCUAUGUUAACACAUAUGGACGAAUCACCAAAGAUGUGGUUCUACAAUGGGGAGAAAUGCCAACUUCAGUUGCAUAUAUCCGCUCUAACCAGAUAAUGGGGUGGGGUGAAAAAGCCAUUGAGAUACGAUCUGUAGAAACUGGCCACCUGGAUGGUGUGUUUAUGCAUAAAAGGGCACAAAGACUUAAGUUCCUAUGUGAACGAAAUGAUAAGGUUUUCUUCGCUUCCGUCAGGUCAGGUGGAAGCAGCCAAGUGUAUUUCAUGACCUUAGGUCGCAGUUCUCUUCUGAGCUGGUGAAGAAUUUAACUCUACCUGCUGACAUCCUUUACAAUCUUCAUAAUCUCCGGAACUUGAAAUAAUUUGCAACUGGAGUACAACCUGCGCACUGAUGAUAUUCUUUCUGGAUAAUGUGUUCAAGAGGGAGUUUUCAUUAAUUUAGUGUUUACUUGUUUCUAAUGUAGGGAAGAAGGAGAAUAUAGGAUCUUUAUGCAGGUUGCAACACAGCUGGUGCUGUAAUGCCUUUAGUGGGUGCUAAAUACAAAUGAGAUUUGGAAUAAAAAAAAAAUAUGCAGGGCAUGCAAAGUUAAACGCUUCCUUUUAACUUCAGCUAUCUCUGAUUAUCAGGGAAAAGUGCAAAAAUAAAUCUCUAUUUUAGCACCUUGUCACCAGGAAAGUGAGAUUGUUUUAAACAGCAGAGGGCAGGCAAGGAGAAUUCAGCAAACCUAUUUUGUCAGUGCACAGCCAGGCAUCGUAAUAUUUCAGUUUAUUUAAUAGACUUUGAAAGAUUCUGACAAAAGAAAGUUCAUAUUAAAAUAUAUUUAUGAAAUGUGAAAGGCAGCAGCUAAUGAAAUACUGGUUAUUUUUUUAAUAAGCAAAGUACUUUAGCCAAUGUUGUGCAUUGCUUAACUUUGCCUAAUAACAUGUGUAUGUGAUUUAUUUAGUUCUGUGUCCCUCCAGAAUGUGUCACAGUAUUAGCGCUGCCUCAUCCUUUUGGUUUAUUUUUAUUUUAUUAUUAUUAUUUUUUAUGGAAACCUUAAUCUGCACACAAUUUUUUUCAACAAAGUCUGCACUGUAGAAAGGGAACUAAACAGGGUUGCAGAGUUCGCCACUAGAGGCAAAUCCCAUUUGACCGUUAUUUUUUUAUUUCUCCUACCUCAUUCUUGGCGAUGCACAAACUCCUUUGGUGCCACGAGACCUGCGAUAAACUGCAGACUUCCUUGACACUUGGGCUUGAUGAAGAGGUUCUCUAAUUCUUAUGUUCAUCGCUUGUUAAUAUGAAUGUGUAAUCUUAAUACCAAAUCUAUGCCAGAUUAACCUUUUGUGGUAGUUUAUCUGAACUGGCAGAAGUUGGCAUUAACCAUGGCACAAUAGCUGGGGGAUGGUGACAGAGCACUGAUAUGGUUCACUUACUUUUAAUUGGUGAAAAAGGCAAUUUCCUUUGUUUUAGUGUUUCUAAAAUUUCUCUGUUUCAGAUUUCUGGUAGCCUGGAUCAAUAGGGCUUUCACUCUGUAUAUUGCAGAUGUAGCAACUAUGGAGAUCAGUGUUUUAGGCUAGCUCUCUAAACUGUUCAGUUUAAGGAACAAGAGGGGCAGGGGAGGGGUGGGCUUGUUGAUGAAGGGGCAAUGUUUUCCUUUUCUAAGAAUGCAAUGCACUAAAAAAAAAAUCUAAGAAUGUAGUUAAUAAUACUUAUUCAUAAACUGCAUACUGUACCUGUGUUUAGGUGUAAGAUUCCCAGUUCUGACUUUUUUUAAUGAAAAUAUAAAAUAAUUUGUUUUAUUUACGGAAAGUUUUGGCAUUUUGUAAUAAAUGUCUGAACAAUAAUAAUUUGUUAAAUGGCUACAUGUUCAAUACUUGAGGUUUCUGGAGUGUAUAACUGUGGUUGAUGUAGCAAUGCACAUUGUCAUUCUGAUCAUGUUGGAGGAUUUUCUUUGUUUCUGGUGUGGGGUAAUGGUUGAUAGCUGCCUUAAACUGUUCAUUUUGUGGACAGAUGUUCUCUUUAAUAUAGAAAUAGACUACUCUUCCUUAUUUUCUGCCAGGAGAUUCCAGUUUUUAUUUUGUAAUACACAGUUAACUGGAUCAUCAUCACACUGAUUUAUAUCAUUUUUUUAAAGAAUAAACCAUAAAAGCAAGUUGAUUGCAUAUGAACUGUGAAGCAGUCCCUUGGUUUGUAUCAGUUAUGACAAUGGGAUUGUGAUAUAUUAACUUUACAGCAUUAAAGGAGUGUGGAAGCCUUAUUAGUAAUAGCAGAAAAAAUAAUUUGUAACUUUUUUUAUUUCUACUGUGUAGUAUUUAAUACUACAGUUUGUUCUGUAUAUGUUCCAAAUGGUAACAAAAGCAAUCAAAUACUUGGUAGCUAGCUCUUAAGUGACCUAAACCCAGCGAGGUCAAAUUCUGCCUCUCACUCCUCCUUUGAACCUUUGCUUCCUAAAGACUAAUAUUUCAUUUAUUUGUAACUAAGGUUAUAUGGCAUUUUACAGCUUUUUUUUUUAUUGAAUAAACAUUGGUUUACAUGCAUGAGAAGGGUUCAUAGAAAAGAAUGGAGUUCUAAAGGUCAAAAAGAUUAACUGUCCAGUUAUGAUUACUACAAGUCCACAUGUAAUGCAGUCUGUCCACCAUGAAAUGCGAUUCGACAGUUACACAGUUAAAAGGAAGACUGAUUCCAGUGAAAACCAAACAGUCCCCUAAACCAAUUGUUAUUUACCAGUAUUAACUAAAAACCACUACAUGUUAAAUAUGGAGAAUAUCUGUACAAACCUUAUGUCACUAAACUGAAAAAAAAGAAAUGCUCCUAGCUUUAGUUAUGCUUAAUAAAUAAUAACUUUCUGUAUGUUUGAGUAACCGUAACUGUAUGACUGCAGUGUUGCUUUUUUAUCGUAUGCACAUAUUAUUUUGGAGAAAAUGUUUACAUAUUUUUUUGUUAAACUAAUGUGCAUCACAUAUUUAUGUUUUAUUUGAAAGUGAUUUUUUUUUUUUUGUGUUUUAUUUUUUCUUAAUUUUUUUUUUUUUUUUUUUUAGUAGUACACAUUUUGUGACAUAUAACCCAAAAGUUUUCUGGUUAAUAAUAAUGCGCAAAGAUAAUACAGUUGACAAACUGCAUAAAAUUACUAAUUGUUGAACUGCAAAGCAGACUUGUGUCAAGUAAACAUAUUUUCAGAUAUUUUGCAGUGCUAUCUAACUUAUGUCUACUGUGUAUCAUGGAAAUUCAUGUUCUUUCCCCCCUUCCCUUUUUCCUUAAAUAAAGUAAAAAAUUACACCUACA